Molecule: messenger RNA, 3570 nt
Organism: Hyla sarda
Lineage: Eukaryota; Metazoa; Chordata; Amphibia; Anura; Hylidae
Gene: SATB2
Product: SATB homeobox 2
Exons: 11
Coding region: 472-2715 (747 amino acids)
Biological process (GO): regulation of transcription by RNA polymerase II; chromatin remodeling
Molecular function (GO): DNA-binding transcription factor activity, RNA polymerase II-specific; RNA polymerase II cis-regulatory region sequence-specific DNA binding
Source: RefSeq, a predicted model, not a curated record
GCUGAAAUACGGAAACCAAGGACAGCCCCAAAAGGACUUGACUCGAACUUAACUAAUAAUCAGAGCUGUCUCUGUGUGUCUUGUGCCAGUCACUUUGUGUUGCUGGCAGACGAGAGAGAGAUUGGGUCUGUCAUAUCAGGUUUUUUUUCUCCUUUGCAGCCAUCUGAAGGGGCUCUUAAAGUGAAUUGUGUCAUUCUGCCAGAUCCUAGUACACUGAAUUACUCUUCGUCCAACGUGUGAAGAGUUUCUUAACCAGUCCCCUUCACCUCUCCACACAAAACAGGAAGAUUGUGGGGAUCCUGGCGACCUCUCUGCCCUGACCACCAACUUAUCGUAUUGCAGAAGACAAUAAGGAAGAGGAUAACACCAGCAAUAGAGCAGCCUUUUGUAGAAGAGAAUCCAGAGGAAAGAAAAGAAGAAAAAAUAAAAAUAAAAAGUGAAGACAAACUUAUAAACCUGGAGUCAUUACUUAUGAUCCAUGGGCAGAGUUUCAGCCCAUCCCAGGCAACCUACAGACAGGCUUUAAGCAAUCCAUAUUAUUGCGAUCUGCCAGGGAGGGCAUUGUCCCCAAACCAGAACAGCAUGGAGAUGAGAAGUGAAAGUCCCAGCUUAAGGGACAGUCCAGACCGGAGAAGCAACAGUCCAGAUGCUACAAGUCCUCCUCCAAUCAAAGUGGCCAGAUUGGAGCAGAACGGGAGUCCAUUGGGAGCCAGGGGACGACCAAACGGUUCGCUCACCAAAUCUGUGGGAGGACUAAUGCUGCCUGUAUUCUGCGUGGUGGAGCAAAUGGACAGCCGAGAAGAACACGCUGAGUUUGUGCUGGUUCGGAGAGAUGUCCUUUUCAAUCAGUUGGUAGAGACAGCUCUUCUAGCCUUGGGAUAUUCACACUCAUCUGCAGCUCAAGCACAAGGAAUCAUUAAAAUUGGUCGCUGGAACCCCCUGCCACUCAGUUAUGUUACAGAUGCCCCAGAUGUAACAGUCUCUGACAUGCUACAAGAUGUCUACCAUGUGGUCACAUUGAAGAUCCAGUUACAGAGUUGUUCAAAACUUGAGGAUUUGCCAGCAGAACAGUGGAACCAUGCCACUGUCCGCAAUGCCUUAAGAAUGCUGCUAAAGGAGAUGAACCAGAGCACCCUUGCCAAAGAAUGCCCCCUCUCCCAGAGCAUGAUUUCCUCCAUUGUUAACAGUACAUACUAUGCCAAUGUGUCAGCUACUAAAUGCCAUGAAUUUGGGAGAUGGUAUAAGAAGUUCAAGAAGAUGAAAGUUGAACGGGAUAACCUAACAGAUUACUGUGUACUGGGUCAACGACCAACACACCUAUCAAAUAUAAACCAGUUGGCAAGCCUAGGAAAGAGCAAUGAACAAGCUCCUCAUAGCCCACUUCAUCACAGCGCCCCGAUUAGAAGUCAAGUACCAGCCCUGCAGCCAAUAAUGAGCCCCGGACUCUUGUCUCCUCAGCUUAGUCCUUCAUUGGUACGACAACAAAUUGCCAUGGCACACUUAAUAAACCAGCAAAUAGCUGUCAGCAGACUUUUAGCCCAUCAACAUCCUCAGGCCAUCAACCAGCAGUUUCUAAACCAUCCGCCGAUUCCCAGACCUGUUAAACCAGUGGAAACCACCAACUCUUCAGUGGAAGUUUCUCCAGACAUCUACCAACAAGUCCGGGAUGAGCUGAAAAGGGCAAGCGUGUCUCAAGCUGUUUUUGCAAGAGUGGCCUUCAAUCGUACACAGGGUUUGUUGUCAGAAAUCUUACGUAAGGAAGAAGAUCCUAGAACAGCAUCCCAGUCUUUGCUGGUGAACCUUAGGGCUAUGCAGAACUUCUUAAACUUGCCAGAGGCAGAAAGAGAUCGGAUCUAUCAGGAUGAAAGGGAAAGAAGCAUGAACCCUAAUAUGAAAACCUCCAAUACUCCAACAUCCGACAUCCAGGUGAAAGUAGAGGGGGAAGCUUCCAACGUUACCAUCACAGCUGCUGUUUACGAUGAGAUUCAGCAGGAGAUGAAACGAGCAAAGGUGUCCCAAGCUCUCUUUGCCAAAGUAGCUGCUAAUAAAAGUCAGGGUUGGCUCUGUGAACUCCUCCGCUGGAAGGAAAAUCCAAGCCCAGAAAACCGUACCCUGUGGGAGAAUCUGUGCACCAUUCGUCGUUUUCUUGGUCUCCCUCAGCAUGAAAGAGAUGCGGUGUAUGAAGAAGAGUCAAGACAUCAUCACAGUGAGCGCAUCCAGCAUGUAGUACAGCUAACCCCAGAGCCUGUCCAGGUACUACUAGGACAACAAGCCCAGCAAGCCAAAGAGAGCUCACCUCCAAAAGAAGAGACCCCACCAAUCCCACCUCCAUCUGAAGACAGCUGCACCAAAAAGCCAAGGUCUCGAACCAAAAUCUCUUUGGAAGCUCUAGGCAUCCUACAGAGCUUCAUUCAUGACGUGGGCCUCUACCCAGACCAAGAAGCCAUCCAUACAUUGUCAGCUCAGCUAGAUCUGCCUAAACAUACCAUCAUCAAAUUUUUCCAGAAUCAGCGCUACCACGUCAAACACCAUGGAAUACUCAAAGAGCAUCUGGGAAUAGCAGUGGAUGUGGCAGAAUACAAAGAUGAUGAGCUUCUGACUGAAUCAGAGGAGAAUGAUAGCGAAGAAGGCAUGGAGGAAAUGUAUACAGUAGAACAGAGCGAGGAAAGCAGCGGGAAUGCCAAGGUUAAUUUAUCUGAGGUGGAUCAGAGAUAAUAAAACUUACCACCGACUUACACAACUACAGCAAUACAGAUGUGCAAGAGAAAAUCACUAUUAUUACUUGUAAUGUUCUCCGCAGUAAAAGUGGGGAACACAGACUUUUUCGUAUUGCUCUCUUGAAAACUUGCCUUGACACUUGAGUGUACUGAUAUCUGACUGGAAGAGAAGUAGUAUAAGACUAUAUCUUCAUUCAUCUUGCACUUACAAUGAUGAUUUAAGUAAAUUACAGGACCUCAAGAUUGAUAAAAUCAAUGAAGGAAAGUAUUUAUAUAUCUAAGUAUACAGAUAUGUAUAUUUAAAUAUGCAUAUGUGUAUAUACAUGCAUAUAUGUAUGUUCUUGUGUUGUAUACAUGCUAUACGUAUGGAAUGUGCACACAACACAUGCACACAUACUGAUGAUGCAUGGGAAGCAAACAUUUCAUUCCUAAUAUAUAGACUGUGAAAUGAGUUCCUUACAGAAAAGACUGGGCUAUGAAUUAAUACCACUUUGCAGUGAGAAGCUUUAGGUUUCCUCCUCAAUAGACUGCCUGCUCUCAUUGAGUGGUUACUUUUUUUUUCCAUGUUUCUUUUAUUUUUCUUGUGUUUAUUCUUGAUUUAUGUUAUUUUGUUUUUUUUUUCUUAGUCUCUGCUUUUGUUCUGGCCGCAUGGUGGAUAACUUUUAUUUAAAGAUAUGUGUUUGAAAGUAAAAACUUUAAAAAUGCAAUAAAAAUAUAUGAUAUUACAAAUGCAUCAAAAAGUUGUUAAUGCUUAAACAUCAGCAACAGUGAUGUAAAACACGUGUUUCUAUUCUGUAAGCAGCAGUGGGGGGGUUGUUUUGUUCUGUUAUUGAAGUGAUGAAAUACAUAGUAA